This is a messenger RNA of Salmo salar (Atlantic salmon), 3546 nucleotides long. RefSeq names its product neuronal acetylcholine receptor subunit alpha-7. Gene Ontology annotation, cellular component: postsynaptic membrane. Gene Ontology annotation, molecular function: transmembrane signaling receptor activity; acetylcholine-gated monoatomic cation-selective channel activity. The record is from RefSeq and is a predicted model, not a curated record. NCBI's taxonomy places the organism in Eukaryota, Metazoa, Chordata, Actinopteri, Salmoniformes, Salmonidae. Gene Ontology annotation, biological process: monoatomic ion transmembrane transport.
GCAUAAAUUGUAUAACUAGUCAGGUGGCACAAUGUCUCCGGUAUAGUGACAAUGGUUUACUUUAUUGCACUUUUGCGAAAGGCAACAGCAAGUCUGUCACUGCAGCGCAAUGUGACAGACCCCUCUCUUGUCAAACAUAUUUAGUAGGAGUGGCGGCGGCUUUAUCUAAGUCCCAGUCCCACUGCUGCCGCCUCCCCCGCUCACAUCUCUUCCAGCCUUCACACUUCAGUGAGGAAGACUAUGGAGGAGGAUCAUUGAUGUUUGAUAUUUUUAUGAAUAAAAAUACAUCCGGAGUUCAGCGGGUCUAUGCCGGACACUUGUAUUGAACGCAAUGAUGGGUCCAUGGAAUGCUCUCCUCUACAUUGCAGUCACUGCCUGCCUAUUGAAGGUGUCCCUCCAAGGGGAGCCCCAGCGGAGGCUGUACAAGGAUCUUAUGGCCAACUACAACCCACUAGAAAGGCCAGUGUUCAAUGACACCCACUCCCUCACCGUCAACUUCAGCUUUAGUUUGAUGCAGAUCAUGGACGUGGAUGAGAAGAACCAGGUUUUAACAACCAACAUAUGGCUGCAGCUGUACUGGAAUGAUUAUUAUCUGCAGUGGAAUCAGUCUGAGUAUCAUGGGGUGGCCAAUGUGAGAUUCCCUGAUAGCCAAAUCUGGAAGCCAGACAUCCUGCUGUAUAACAGUGCGGACGAGAGGUUUGAUGCUACCUUCCAUACCAAUGUGUUGGUCAACUCCUCUGGGUCCUGCUCCUACUUGCCUCCAGGCAUCUUCAAGAGCACCUGCUACAUCGAUGUGCGCUGGUUUCCCUUUGAUCUCCAGAGGUGUGACCUGAAAUUUGGCUCUUGGACAUAUGGGGGCUGGUCUCUGGACCUACAGAUGAUCGAGGCAGAUAUCACAGGUUACAUCCCCAACGGAGAGUGGGACCUAGUGGAGGUGCCGGGGCGCAGAAACGAGCGCUUCUACAACUGUUGUAAGGAGCCUUACCCUGAUGUAACCUUUACUGUGGUGAUGCGUAGACGUACCCUCUACUAUGGCCUCAACCUCCUCAUCCCAUGUGUUCUCAUCUCCACCUUGGCCCUGCUCGUCUUCCUGCUGCCUGCAGACUCUGGGGAGAAGAUAUCACUGGGGAUAACAGUGCUGCUCUCACUGACCGUCUUCAUGUUGCUGGUUGCAGAGAUCAUGCCUGCAACCUCUGACUCAGUACCUCUAAUCGCUCAGUACUUUGCCACCACCAUGGUCAUUGUGGGUCUCUCUGUGAUCGCUACGGUUCUGGUCUUACAAUAUCACCAUCACGAUCCUGAUGGAAGCAAGAUGCCUAAGUGGACUCGGGUGAUUCUGCUCAACUGGUGCGCCUGGUUCCUGCGUAUGAAGCGGCCCGGUGAGGACCGUGUACGCCUGGCCUGCCACAACAAGCAUCCCCGUGGGAGCCUCAUCAGCAUGGACCUGAACGCCAGCGCCUCGGCCCCCCACUCCACCAACGGCAACAUGCUGUACAUCGGCCUGGAGAGCAUGCACUACGCUACAGCUGCCACCUCCCCCGACUCCGGGGUGCUGUGCGGCCGUCUGGUGUGUGGUGGGGGGGAGGACGAGGUGCUCUUGCCCACGCGGCCCACCUCUUCGGCGGGGAGCCUGGAGCCCGAUCUGGCCAAGAUCCUGGAUGAGGUGCGCUACAUCGCCAAGCGUUUCCGUGACCAAGAUGAGGAUGAGUUGGUGUGCAACGAGUGGAAGUUUGCUGCGUCAGUGAUCGACCGGCUCUGUCUCAUGGCCUUCUCUCUCUUCACCAUCCUCUGCACCAUCGGUAUCCUCAUGUCGGCACCUAACUUUGUAGAAGCCAUUUCCAAAGACUUCUUUACCUGAGAGCUUGAAACGUUCACAUGCUUUAGCCAAUAAAUACACUACAUUGUUUUUGAAAUCUUAUGAUUGCAUAAUCACAUUACAUGACACAUAGAUUACUUAUAUCAAAUGAUUGAAUAUUUGUCUGUGAUAUAGAGAGAGAAUACAUUAUGUCUGCAUAAAUAUUCAAUUUACAAGAUGUACAGUUUUUUCACAUUCAACUAUUUCCCUGCAGGAUGCUGCAGGAUGUCAUCUGGUGGAAAAUCGUGUUGUAUGUAACUGGCUUAAAGGAAUCUAGGCCUUAGAUGUUACAGCCAACAAACACAGAAGAGUUAAUAGCCAUGCCUUGUAUAGCUUUAUAAAUACCAAGGUUACUUCAAUUGAAUCCAAUGUGUUUUUGUCCACUUAAGUAAUUGCUUAUUGGCUACUCUUUUAUAACGCACUCAGUUCAAAACGUUUCAAAAGUUUUCUCUUAUGUGGUCUAAAGAAAGAUUGAUGGAUACCUUUGGGUUCAAGGUUUCUGUCAAAGUUAUUGUUGGAUUUGUGUUUGUAGAUCAUGUGGUGAUAUGUAGUGUGUAGUUUUCUGUGAUUUGAAAAUAUCCAUCACAAAAACACAUUUUUGAGUUUCGGCAACUUUAUUGCAUCAUCAUCAUCAUCAUCAUCAUUAUGUCUACAAGAACAAAACACAAUACUCCAUCAGAAUUAUGUUUGCACCUGUACAUUUAAAAAAAACGAAAACUGAUUUAAUUGCCUUUUUGUUUAUUUACUGAUCAUUUCCAUACGUCGUAGUGCUUGGGCUUAUAAAGCAUCCCUAGAAGAUUUGUAACAGGUGCAGCAUGUCCUCCAUCAGCCUGGUCUCAUAGACUAGACGUAACAUAGUAAAUAUAAAUCCGGGACUCUCAAAUUAGUAUAUUUUAUGUUUGGUAUGGUUACAUAAGACAGAAGGUUACUUAAGGCAAAAACAAAAGGAGGGUGGUUGGACGGGGUAGAUGGGUAGACGUAUAAUGCGAAUGUCUAACAACGCAAAGAUUGAAUGUUCAAAUCUCAUUAUGGACAACUUUAAAAUUGUAGCUAAUUAGCAACUUUUCAACUACUUGCUACUUUUUAACAACUUUGUAACUACUUAGCAUGUUAGCUAACUCUAACCUUAACCCCUAACCCCUAGCCUAGCUAACGUUAGCCACAAUAAAUUGGAAUUCGUAACACAUUAUACAUUUUUGAAAAUUCGUAACACACUGUACGUUCAGCAGAUUCGUAACAUAUCAUGCGAAUUGUAAUUUGUAACAUAGCAUACGAAAUGGAUGAUGGACAUCCACAAAUUAAUACAAACCAUACGAAACGUAACAUAUCAUACUAAAUCAAGUGUCUUGGAUUUACGUAAAUAAUAAUAUGAAAUGCUCUGUGACCAGGUGGCCUCCAUUCAUGACAUUCUCACUAAAGUGUUUGUUACCACUUGUUUUUUUAUUUUAUUUUUUUUAACAGUUUUACUGUAGAUGCUGUACAUGGAAUUUGAGGACUGAUUAUGUCAGCGCAUACUCCCUCUGUAAAACACAUGAAUGGAAUUUAACCUGUUUUGAUUUAACCUGUUUUUAUUCUAUUAUCAAGUAUGUGUGCUAAUUUAACCUGUUUUUAUUCUAUUAUCAAGUAUGUGUGCUAUAUACAGUAUAUGUUUUGUGGACUCUCACAAAUAAAUGUAUUUUUCUAGAUGUGAA